Molecule: messenger RNA, 1161 nt
Organism: Acanthocheilonema viteae
Lineage: Eukaryota; Metazoa; Nematoda; Chromadorea; Rhabditida; Onchocercidae
Source: the annotation of a GenBank genome assembly
AUGUCACAUGAAGGAAGAUCAACAGAUGAUAAUUCCGAUACUGAACGUAUAAGAAAUACGGUAAUCAUGGAAAAUGUUACCAAUUCAUUUGGAUCACUUGAAAAUGCUGAUCAGGUUCUGGCUGAAUUUGGUAGUUAUCAACGAUAUGUUUUAUUGAUUACAACUUUAUUAUCAUUUAAUUGGGCAAUAGCUUCAAUGCCAAUAAUGCACGGUACAUUUAUCAUUGAUGAUGAUUGCAUCCUAAAUACUACAAGUCUCGGUACCAAUGUAGACAAUGUAAAUGCAUGCAUGGAAAACUCUCAAACAAUAACUCCAAUCUCUGAGUUUAAUUUACGCGGUAGUCAACGAUAUCUGGUAGAAUGGACCACUUCAGCAUUUAUGCUAGGAAAUAUGAUCGGCGCCAGUUCGCUUACAUAUUUAUCGGACAAUAUUGGACGACGUCCAGUGUUAAUUUCAAGCCUAUUAUCGCUUGGAAUUAUUGGUAUAUUAACUUCCUCAGCUAAAGAUAUUGUUGUUUUUAUUAUUGGACGUUUCAUACAAGGUUUUUGCUCUCCGGGUGCAUUGUUGGUCGGUUGGGUACUUGGUUAUGAAAGUGUACCAAUUGGAUUACGCGGUUUUGUCACUUUGAUAUAUGGUAUUAUGUGGGUAGUGGGCUUCUGUGCGGUAGCUCCACUUGUUUAUUUCAUCGCUAAUUGGCGAUGGCUAAUGAUUACAUACUCGAUACCUUCAAUAGUACUCGCUGCUACAUAUUUCUUUAUUAUUCCGGAAAGCCUUCAUUUCCUGAUGGUUAAUGGAAGAAAGCAAAAAGCCGCGAAAUGGAUUCGAAAUGCGGAAAAAUAUGGAAAGGUUUUGCAUAAAAGAAAUGUAGAUAUGAUGGUGGAACUGCUCGAGAAUACGUAUUUAGACGAGAAAAUGCAUGAAAGAGAAAAGAAAAUUACGGAAAAUUUGAGGUCACCAUUACUAGACCAAUUAAUGGAACAUAAAAUUUUCUGUAUUUAUACAUUUAUCUUAAUUUAUCUGUGGACUAGUGAUACAUUCCUUUAUUAUGGCUUAUCGAAUUAUAGUAUUCAUUUACCAGGAAAUAAAUACUGGAACUAUGUAUUAUCAGGUUUAGCCGAGUUGCCAGCAUAUAUUACUAUACCUUAUGCUCUUGAAAAGUAA